GUCGUCGCUAAAACUCCAGUUUUUCUUUGCAAAAAUCAAUCCCACAAUCCCCACACACCGGCGGUGUAUUCAUUUGAAUGGUACAACUGUGAAACGCUAGCGAGCCUGCACAGAGCGGAGUUACUCUUGAGUUUAACCAGUUUUUCACGUUUUGGAUUUACACAUCUGAGGAGACCUCGUGACACUUCACAAAAUGAUGCGGUUGGUAUUUCACUUUACUGUUUAAAUGGUUGUCCCUUAUUAUGGCAGCUGGUAAGCAUGUCCGGCAACGGGAAGUCUUUAAGGUCAACCAGAAUAAAUCCAAUGGCUUUCUGCGAUCCUGCCUGCAUCUUUCUGCUGAAAAGAACAUGAAGCAGGUGGAUAUUAUAAAUAAGGAAGAAUUAGAUAAAGAAAGAUUUCAAGUCCAUUACGGAGUACACAGCCCAGGCAAAGCGAAGCGAUUGUCAUCUUUCAAGAGAAAGGGUUGUCCAGUGGUGGAGGUGGGCUUAAAGCUGCACCGCAAAACAUCAGAUGUAGACCGUGACCGUGUCCGCGGCAUGGCCAACAAAGAAAAUGAGCUGACGUGCUCUGAUGAUGUGCGGGGCAUGCACUACAAUGACAACUGCGGGCUCCCUGUGAACUCUGCAGAGGCCUCCAAGAUGGCAGGGGCCAGCUCCAAGUACGGAGACCUUACUGAGUUAUCAAAGGACCAUGAAGCUAUGAAUCACAUCCUUUUCGGAAGGAAUCUGCGACUAAAAGUAGCCCAAACACUAUGGCGAAGAAAUGCCAGUGAAUUAGUGGCCUACCUAAUAAGAAUUCAAGACACAGGGGUGCUGCUUGACUGCUUACCUGUCUUAACAAACAACCUUCAAACCGAAGCACCAUGUUUGUCACUUGGCUGCUGCGUUGACCUCAUGCCCCAAGUGAAAGUGAUUCUUGCCAGUAAAUAUGAAGAACACAUAACGGUGGGUUUGCACUGGGUUCAAUCCGUCAUCAGAAAAUGGUGGCCAGAACUUUCUAAGAAUGAGAAAAGACUGCGGGACAGUCGUUCAGAAGACAGGAAUAUUGAAGUCAUGAAGCAGCGGCUGAAGGACUUAUGGAAGGAAGGAGCCCGGUUAUGUUUGGUUCCAGGAUCUACGGGAGAACUGGCAAAGGCCAUCGAGGCUUAUCUAUCACAGCUGCCCUAACAGUUGUCUAUGUAGCACUCUGAGGAUGUGACCACUACUGCCGGAUCACGGCUGUGUGUUGAACUGAUAAUGAUGCCAGAGAAAUGGACUGGUUCCUUCUGCCACUUAAACUCAAACCUCUUACUGGGACUGAACUUGACAAUUCAGACAACUCCCUCAGUUAGAGCUGGAGACUCUUUAAAGGAGGGCUGAGACAGCCUUUCUGCAAAAAAACAGCAAAUGACUGCUUCACAUUGAAGUGGACCGUCUUGUGAAAGGGCAUAUUUAGUGGACCUCCAUGAGACUGGGUGUAACGUCGCUCUAUGAAGUGCCAAGCUCUUUGUCUCUCACUACACCACUCUUUGCCAUUGAAUGCAAAUGCACUUGUGGAUGUAAUGAAUGCUCCGCUGUUUUUCAUGUUUUGCGUCUGGGUUCUCUGGAAUCAGGAACUUGAAUCUGCAACAGUCUUAAGUUAUUAGAGCUCCUUUUGUUUUCAUUUUUGCCUCUUCAUAUGACAGUUGCCUGUAUAAUGUAAAAACAAGUGAUUCUUUUAAUCUUCUUUUAAAUAAAUUUGAAGAAAAUCAAA
Molecule: messenger RNA, 1731 nt
Organism: Siniperca chuatsi (mandarin fish)
Lineage: Eukaryota; Metazoa; Chordata; Actinopteri; Centrarchiformes; Sinipercidae
Gene: katnbl1
Product: katanin p80 subunit B-like 1
Exons: 10
Coding region: 243-1166 (307 amino acids)
Cellular component (GO): nucleolus
Molecular function (GO): microtubule binding
Source: RefSeq, a predicted model, not a curated record